GAGGACCGCAGGGACUGAACUAUUCCUGAGAUCUUUUGCAAGCCUCAUCAAGAUGAAGCUGCCAGGCCAGGAGGAGUGUGACACCUCUGCUGCUAAUGAAAAUAUUUCUGCAGGAGAGCUGGACAGUGACCAUGGCCCUGGUCACAGUCCUAGUGGCUCUUCAGAAACCAACAGCAGAGAACUGGGGGUUUCCAGGGAUCCUCCACUCUUCAUUCAGCUGAAUGAGCUUCUGGGCUGGCCCCAGGCACUGGAGUGGAGAGAGACAGGCAGGUGGAUGCUGUUUGAAGAGAAGCUGGAGGUUAGUGCAGGCCGGUGGAGCGUCCCCCAUGUGCCCAUCCUGGCACUGCCCAGCCUUCAGAAGCUCCGCAGCCUGCUGGCCAAGGGCCUCGUACUGCUAGACUGUCCAGCUCGGAGUCUGCUAGAGCUCGUGGAGCAGGUGAUCAAAGUGGAGUCGAGUGCAGAGCGGAGAGGGCAGCUGCAGGCUUUGCUGCUGCAGAGACCCCAGCAUUCCAUCCAGACUACAGGCGCUUGUCCCUGCUGGGGAUCUACCCUUCCAAGAAAGGCAUCUCACAAUGAAGGUGUGCUUCUGAAGGAACAGCAUCAGAACCCUCUGAAACAGAAGCUGCCUCCAGAGGCUGAGGCAGCUGCUGUGCUGACAGGAGAGCUGGGCUUUUUGCCUCAGCCUCUGGGGGCCUUUGUGCGACUGCGGAAUCCAGUGGUGUUGGGGACGCUCACUGAGGUGCCCCUCCCCUGCAGGUUUUUCUGCCUGCUCCUGGGCCCUGCCAUGCCGGGAAAGGGCUAUCAUGAGAUAGGCCGCGCAGCAGCUGUCCUCCUCAGUGACCUGCAGUUCCAGUGGUCAGUUCGUCGGGCUAGCAACCUUCAUGACCUUCUGGCAGCCCUGGAUGCCUUCCUAGAGGAGGUCACAGUGCUCCCCCCAGGGCGGUGGGACCCAACAGCCCGGAUUCUCCCGCCCAAAUGCCUGCCCUCUCAACUCAAAAGGUCGCCCUCGCAAAAGCGGGACGUCCAGGGCUUUUCCAUUCCGCAUACUGGCCGGGCAGAGGACCGACAUGGACGUGGGCCGCACGUACCCUGUGCGGAGUUGCAACGGACCGGCCGGCUGUUUGGGGGUCUUGUCCAGGACGUGAGCCGGAAAGCUUCGUGGUACAGCACCGAUUUCUUGGAUGCCCUGCACCCUCAGUGUUUCUCAGCUGUGCUCUACAUUUACCUGGCCACCGUCACUAAUGCCAUUACUUUCGGGGGUCUGCUGGGAGAUGCCACUGAUGGUGCCCAGGGAGUGCUGGAAAGUUUCCUAGGAACUGCAGUGGCCGGAGCUGCCUUCUGCCUGCUGGCAGGCCAGCCCCUCACCAUCCUCAGCAGCACUGGGCCAGUGCUGGUCUUUGAGCGCCUGCUUUUCUCUUUCAGCAGAGAUCACAGCCUGGACUACCUGCCCUUCCGCCUGUGGGUGGGCAUCUGGGUGACCGUCUUUUGCCUGGUGCUGGUGGCCACAGAGGCCAGUGUACUGGUGCGCUACUUCACCCGAUUCACUGAGGAAGGUUUCUGUGCCCUCAUCAGCCUCAUCUUCAUCUACGAUGCCCUGGGCAAAAUGGUGCAUUUGACCCAUACCUAUCCCAUCCAAAGGCCUGGGUCCCCUGGCUAUGGCUGCUUCUGUCAGUACCCGGGCCCACAAGGAAAUGAAUCUCAAUGGGCAACAGCACAGCCAAAGAGCAGAGAUGACGUCUUAAGCAUGGACCUAGGCCUGGUCAAUGCAUCUUUGCUUCCGCCAUUUGAGUGCACCCGACAAGGAGGCCAGCCUCGUGGCCCUGGCUGUCACACAGUCCCAGACAUUGCCUUCUUCUCCCUUCUGCUCUUCCUUACCUCCUUCUUCUUUGCUACCGCCUUCAAGCAUGUAAAGACAAGUCACUUCUUCCCCUCUGUGGUACGCAAGGUGCUCAGUGACUUCUCCUCAGUCCUGGCCAUUCUGUUGGGCUGUGGCCUUGAUACAUUCCUGGGCCUAGCCACGCCGAAGCUCCUGGUGCCUACAGAGUUCAAGCCCACACUCCCUGGGCGUGGCUGGCUGGUAUCACCUUUUGGAGCCAACCCCUGGUGGCUGAGUGUAGCAGCUGCCCUGCCCGCCCUGCUGCUGUGUAUCCUCAUCUUCAUGGACCAGCAGAUCACAGCAGUCAUCCUCAACCGUGCAGAAUAUAAACUGCAGAAAGGAGCUGGCUUCCACUUGGACCUUUUCUGUGUGGCUGUGCUGAUUCUGCUCACAUCAACCCUUGGGCUGCCCUGGUAUGUUUCAGCCACUGUCAUCUCCCUGGCUCAUAUGGACAGUCUUCGAAGAGAGAGCAGAGCCUGUGCCCCUGGGGAGGCCCCCAGCUUCCUGGGCAUCAGGGAACAGAGGCUGACAGGCCUGGUGGUGUUCAUUCUUACAGGGAUCUCCAUCUUCCUGGCACCUGUACUCAAGAUCAUCCCAAUGCCUGUGCUCUAUGGAAUCUUUCUUUACAUGGGGGUUACAGCACUUAGCAGCAUCCAGUUUGUGAAAAGAGUGCAGCUACUGUUGAUGCCAGCAAAACACCAGCCAGACCUGCUGCUGUUGCGGCAUGUGCCUCUGAAGCGAGUACACCUCUUCACUGCCAUCCAGCUGGUCUGCCUAGGUCUGCUUUGGAUAAUCAAGUCUACUCCUGCAGCCAUCAUCUUCCCCAUUAUGUUGCUGGGCCUGGUGGGUGUCCGAAAGGCACUAGAGUGGGUCUUCUCACCACAGGAACUCCUCUGGCUGGAUGAGCUCAUGCCAGAGGAUGAAAGGAGUAUCCCUGAGAAGGGACUGGAGCCAGAGCACUCAUUUGGUGAAGAUGAAAGCGAAGAUUCAGAGCUAAUGUAUCAACCAAAAGUUCCAGAAAUCAACAUCUCUGUGAAUUAGCUGGAGCAAGAGCCUGGGAAUAGAGACCCCAUGAAACAGACCAUGAGUUCACAGGUAUUUACUCAGAAAGUCCGGACAUUGCUUGCUCUUGACUUGGUUGCCAGAUACUGUUGGCUGGGGACCUGGAACAAUGGAACAGGACUGAAGAACAGCUGGCAAAGAAAGACACCAGUUACCUCCUGAGCUGGGAGGGGAAGUGGCAAGGAACAACGAGGUUUGCUUAGGAAAGACUAGUGAGCCAGAGGGACUGCCAGUUCUUACUCUCUGUCCAUUAAAGGGACUGUUAUAGCUUGUGUCUAGGUGUCCCCCCAAAGCCACAUGCAGUCAUGGGUAGGGGUUUUUCAGAAGUGGGUGGAUCUGGAGUAUAUGGUUGAUUCAUUGUGCAAUGCUGAGAUUCAGAUUCUGUGCUUACAGACUCUUAAUCAGUCCACUGAUUGUUUUGGUACUGCUCUAGUUCCAGGAGCCUAGACAGAAUACAAAAGGGACAGAAAAAACCUGCUAGAAUUUCUUAUUGCUCUGCUACCUUCUGUCCACCAUGAACUGUUUUUCUUCUAUGAUGCCCCUCUGCCAUGUACCACACUACUUUGGAUCUAGCUGAUUAUGGACUGAAACCUCUACAGGCUGAGCCAAAUAAACCUUUUCCCCCUUUAA
Cavia porcellus (domestic guinea pig) is the source of this 3568-nucleotide messenger RNA. RefSeq names its product solute carrier family 4 member 9 (gene Slc4a9). The record is from RefSeq and is a predicted model, not a curated record. Gene Ontology annotation, biological process: bicarbonate transport; transmembrane transport; regulation of intracellular pH. Gene Ontology annotation, cellular component: plasma membrane; basolateral plasma membrane. NCBI's taxonomy places the organism in Eukaryota, Metazoa, Chordata, Mammalia, Rodentia, Caviidae. The coding region runs from base 53 to 2917 and encodes 954 amino acids. Gene Ontology annotation, molecular function: monoatomic anion transmembrane transporter activity; sodium:bicarbonate symporter activity; solute:inorganic anion antiporter activity. The transcript is spliced from 22 exons.